UGCUUCGGUCUCACCUCUCUAUUAGUAAGAUUAAUUCUGUGCGAGGAUGAAUGGCACGGAGGGACAAAACUUUUACAUCCCGAUGUCCAAUAGGACAGGGCUCGUGCGGAGCCCAUUCGAGUACACACAGUAUUAUUUGGCUGAACCGUGGCAAUUCAAACUACUGGCAGUUUAUAUGUUUUUUCUCAUCUGUUUAGGCUUACCUAUCAACGGUUUGACGUUGUUUGUCACAUUUCAGCACAAAAAGCUCAGGCAGCCCUUAAACUUUAUUUUGGUUAAUCUUGCUGUGGCUGGAAUGAUAAUGGUCUGCUUUGGAUUUACUAUCACGAUUUCCUCGGCUGUUAAUGGUUACUUUGUGUUUGGCCCUAUGGGAUGCGCUAUCGAGGGCUUCAUGGCCACGCUUGGGGGUCAAGUUGCUCUUUGGUCACUGGUGGUGCUCGCAAUUGAAAGGUAUAUUGUUGUCUGCAAGCCCAUGGGUAGCUUCAAAUUUACAUCUUCACAUGCUUUGGGAGGCAUUGCCUUUACUUGGAUCAUGGCAGCUAGCUGCGCUGUUCCCCCACUUGUUGGAUGGUCCAGGUAUAUUCCUGAGGGAAUACAGUGCUCAUGUGGACCGGAUUAUUACACAUUAAACCCCGAAUACAGCAAUGAAUCAUAUGUUAUAUACAUGUUUGUCUGCCAUUUCUUUGUCCCGGUCACUAUAAUAUUCUUCACGUAUGGAAAUCUAGUUUGCACCGUAAAAGCGGCUGCAGCUCAACAGCAAGACUCGGCAUCCACUCAAAAGGCAGAGAAAGAAGUGACACGUAUGGUCGUCCUGAUGGUUUUGGGUUUCUUGGUGGCGUGGACUCCUUAUGCUAGUGUGGCAGCUUGGAUUUUCUUUAAUAAGGGAGCGGCUUUCAGUGCCCAGUUCAUGGCGGUCCCUGCAUUUUUCUCGAAAAGCUCCUCAAUAUUCAACCCAAUCAUCUAUGUGCUGCUAAACAAACAGUUCAGGAGCUGCAUGCUGACAACCCUUUUCUGUGGCAAGAACCUGCUUGGUGAUAAUGAGUCCUCAUCUGUUUCAACAAGCAAAACAGAGGUGUCCUCAGUUUCGCCAGCAUGACCCAAAAAUUGCCUACAUACCCGGCUCUAUAGCAUACUUCUGCAGAAUGUUCUGAAUUUUCACUUAUUUCUAUGCUGAAUUUUUCAAUAACGCACAUACGUAUUUUUUUAUCCACAUUUAUUUUUCAAUAUUCGUUCUGUUUGCACAUUGUAAUCUAAGUGUACAGGAAACUCACGGGUUCACUGAAACAACCAACAGGAUUAUAAGAUAAUGACAUUGACUUCUCAGUGAGCAAAACACAACAAGAUGAAGAUAAGAGGAAGAUCUGCUUAAGCCGAUCUGUAAAGGUGCUCACCUCACUGUGGUACUGAACACUAAACUGGCUUCUCUGGCUUAAGAAAUAAUGUGUUUAAAGCAAUUGCUGCUUGUCUUAUAAAUGGUGAUGAAUGUUCAGACACUGAAAUCAAGCUAUGAGUCAUUUUCUGUAUAUACUUUGUAUAUAAUAAAAAUGUGGAGAGGCAAAUAG
Paramisgurnus dabryanus is the source of this 1562-nucleotide messenger RNA. RefSeq names its product green-sensitive opsin-2. The record is from RefSeq and is a predicted model, not a curated record. Gene Ontology annotation, biological process: visual perception; phototransduction; G protein-coupled receptor signaling pathway. NCBI's taxonomy places the organism in Eukaryota, Metazoa, Chordata, Actinopteri, Cypriniformes, Cobitidae. Gene Ontology annotation, molecular function: G protein-coupled receptor activity. Gene Ontology annotation, cellular component: membrane.